AUGUCUCUCACAUCCAGUCAUCCUGCAAGGCAAAAGAAUCUCCACACAAGCCAUGAGACAACGCCAUUACUCACCGAAAUUGAGCCCGAGCCACUCGGGCCAGACGAGGCUGAUAUCAUAGCUCAUGAUGGUACCUACGAAGAAGAUGAUGACGAGAUACCACUACCCAGAACUCAAGUCUUACUUGUCUGUCUAACAGCUAUCUCGGGCCCUAUUGCCUUCUUCUCCAUAUUUCCUUAUAUCAAUUUCAUGAUUGAACGAAUCGGAAAUGUGGAGAAAGAAGACGUAGGUUUUUACUCUGGACUCAUCGAGAGCCUGUUCUCAGCGACUCAGAUGUGUGUCAUGUUGCUUUGGGGCCGUGCCUCUGAUCGCUUUGGGAGGAAACCUGUGCUCAUACUUUCGCUGCUGGGCAUGACUGUCACGACCACGCUUUUUGGGCUGAGUAGCAACUUAUGGCAGAUGGUAGUGUUUCGCUGCAUGAGUGGGGUGUUUUCUGGCACGGUGGUGACGGUCAGAGCCAUGUUGAGCGAGAUGAGCACGAAGAAGACACAGGCAACGGCGUUUAGUCUGUUUGCUUUUUUUAACAACCUAGGGAUCUUCUUUGGACCGCUCCUAGGUGGUGCGCUUGAAAGGCCUGCCGACAAGUACUCGUCGGUUCUUGGAAAGAUGCAAUUCUUUCACGACUAUCCUUAUGCGUUGCCCAAUAUAGUCGUCGGGGGCAUCGCAUUCAUCGCUGCUAUGACUACUACCUUCUUCGUGAAAGAGACGCUACACAUCCAUCGCGAUAGCAAAGUCACUGAUGAGCCUCCCAUGUCAUCGUGGCAACUCAUCAAGAGCCCCGGCGUGGGUCCCGUCCUCUUAGUCUAUAACUAUGUCAUGCUCUUAGCCUACACCCUAACCGCUGUCUUCCCCGUCUUUCAAUACACGCCCAUUGAGAUGGGCGGCCUUGGUUUCUCCCCCGAAAUCAUCGCCGCAUGCACAGCAGUCAAUGGUGCAUCACAGGCCAUUUGGAUCCUCAUCGCCUUUCCAAAACUGCACCGUCGGUUCGGCACUGGACGCGUCCUCUUGUUCUGCUCCAUUGUUUGGCCAAUCUUCUUCGCUCUCUGCCCAACCUAUCAUUUCCUGCUUGCGUAUGGCUUCAAAACACUCUUCUGGUCCACAGGACCGCUUAUUCUGAGCUUGGGUAGUGGCGUCGCCAUGGCCUUUACGGGUGUACAAUUGGCACUGAACGAUAUCGCCCCGUCGCGCGAGACUUUGGGCACCCUGAACGCUCUCGCUCUUUCGGCUCAAUGUGGGCUCAGGGCUAUUGCCCCAGCCGUAGCGACGAGUAUCUAUGCUGUUGGCGUCAAGUAUGGUAUUAUCGGCGGCCAGUUGUUUUGGCUGUGCAAUGUCGUUUUGGCGCUGGGCUUGUUGGUAUUGCUGAGGAUUAUGCCGGAGAAGGCAAAGGGGAGGGUGAAGGGGAAGGGGGGCGUCUGA
Molecule: messenger RNA, 1476 nt
Organism: Plenodomus lingam JN3
Lineage: Eukaryota; Fungi; Ascomycota; Dothideomycetes; Pleosporales; Leptosphaeriaceae
Biological process (GO): transmembrane transport
Molecular function (GO): transmembrane transporter activity
Source: RefSeq, a predicted model, not a curated record